Dendrobium catenatum is the source of this 1778-nucleotide messenger RNA. Its product is annotated as probable protein phosphatase 2C 66. The record is from RefSeq and is a predicted model, not a curated record. Bases 65 to 1603 code for a protein of 512 amino acids. Gene Ontology annotation, molecular function: protein serine/threonine phosphatase activity. Gene Ontology annotation, biological process: protein dephosphorylation. The transcript is spliced from 5 exons. NCBI's taxonomy places the organism in Eukaryota, Viridiplantae, Streptophyta, Magnoliopsida, Asparagales, Orchidaceae.
GCUGACCAAAAAACCCCAUUUGGCAUUUGCUGCUGCUUGCUCUACUCCGUCUCUCGGAGCUGAGAUGGGCUCCUGCAUGUCGUCUGACUCACCGGCGGUGGCGACGGCCGCCGCCGGAGCUCCGAUUUACGUUGAAGAAGACGCCUACUUCUCUUCUGGAACAGGUAUGUGCUCGAAGAGGUGGAUGGGGUGGAAGAAGAAAGGUACAGAAGAUAAGAGGAAAAGAGGAGGAGGGUUUUUCGAUCGGAAGGCAGUUUCAGGUGGAGGGAAUGAGGCGGUGGAUGAGCUCCUUCUCAUACCUGGUCGGAUGUAUAUGAACGGAGCCAGCGAAGCGGCUUGCCUUUUCACGCAGCAGGGGAAGAAGGGGACCAAUCAGGACGCUAUGAUCGUGUGGGAGAAUUUCACAUCAAGAGCUGACACCAUCUUUUGUGGAGUAUUUGAUGGUCAUGGUCCAUUAGGGCAUAUGGUAGCUAGGAAGGUUCGGGAUUCUCUUCCUCUCAAGUUAUGCAAUCAAUGGAAAGCCAUUGUUGAGGGGCAAGAGAGCCCUCAGAAAAAUGAUAGUUCAUCCAGGAGUAUGAAUUCUGAAGAAACAUCCUUUGUCAGCGUUGAUGAUGAGUGGUGCGAGUCUGUAAAUUUUGCUGAAGUUGAAAAGCUACCAGAAAUAUAUCUCCCCUUAAAGCAGUCUUUUCUGAAAGCUUUCAAGCUCAUGGAUAAGGAAUUAAAACUUCUUCCGACAGUUGAUUGUUUCUGCAGUGGUACGACAGCAGUUACUUUGGUAAAGCAGGGGCAGGAUCUCAUAAUUGGAAACUUGGGAGAUUCAAGAGCAAUAAUGGGCACUCGAGAUAGAGACAACAACUUGGUUGCACUACAAUUGACUGUGGACUUGAAGCCCAAUCUUCCUAGGGAAGCUGCUAGAAUUGAACAAUGCAAAGGAAGGGUUUUUGCCUUGCAAGAUGAACCCGAAGUUGCGCGUGUAUGGUUGCCAAACAGCAAUUCACCAGGCCUAGCCAUGGCCAGAGCUUUUGGAGACUUCUGUCUGAAGGACUAUGGUCUAAUUUCUGUUCCUGAUAUCUCAUACCGCCAUCUCAGUGACAAAGAUGAAUUCAUUGUACUUGCUUCCGAUGGUAUAUGGGAUGCUCUUACAAAUAAAGAAGUUGUGGACAUUGUGGCUUCUGCGCCAACCCGGGUCAUUUCCGCCAGAGCUGUUGUUGAUUCUGCAGUCAGAGCUUGGAGAUUAAAGUUCCCUACCUCCAAAAUUGACGAUUGUGCUGCUGUUUGUUUAUUUUUAAGUCCUCCACCUCCCUCAUCUAGCCCAGCCAGAGAAUUAGUGGAGAGUGAAGAAAAAGGAGGGCUAGUCGAUGAUCAAUCUGUAGAACACUCUUAUGCACUUCAUAAUUCUAAUGAGAUCAUUCCAGUAUCAGAGGACUCUAAAGUAGGAAAGACUCCUGAUCAUUGCCAGUCCACUCGAAGCCUUGCUGAUUGCAUAUCCAGCACAGAAGAAGAAGAAUGGUCUGCUCUAGAAGGUGUAACUAGGGUUAACUCCCUGUUAAAUAUUCCAAGGUUCUUUUCCAGCGACAAGCGAUCCAACGGGCGAAGAAAAUGAUUGUAAGAAGUUAGAGGUAAUACUGAACUAUUUGUGCAAAUUUACAGUAAGCUGAACUAAUUUUUCUGAAGUCUAAAUAGGUCUUUGAUUGGUUCAGCUUAUACUUGCAACUAAUAUUGGGAUUGUUGCCUGUAGGUUGGUAUAUUGCAAUGUUUCUUAUCUUUUAUUCUUCUAA